GAAAAGGCAUACUUACCAUAGGUACUUUUUACCAUGAAUUCCCUGAACUUAAUGUGAUUGAAAUCUCAACCUAAAGAUUGCAACACUAUAGACUUCUUUAAAGUUUGAUUUUUCAUGUCACUGAACAUGAGAAAACCUCAGUGUGGAGCAAAAAGGGUGGUAAGCGGAAGGAGAAGUUAAGGACUGAGCUGCUUUGCAGAUCAUAGCGUUUGAAAGUGAGAAGCCGAUUUGACAAGAAGCAAAAACCACACAAUAGAGUACCACGUAAUCUUUCUGCUCACUUUGUUUUACAAAUUUAUUCAAGCUCUUCCUACUAUCUUCUGCUGCCUCCUUGCUCUUCUGUAUCUCACAGAUGUCACUGAGGUAGGUAACGUGGUCCAAGCCUGAGGAAUUCAAGGAAAGAAGAGAAGUCUACUGGACUUUUUCCAUCCCUGAUAUGCACAGGAAAUGAAGAGAUCACCUGGCAUGCUUGGAAUUGAGAAAAUGUCCUGGGUGCUCUUCCUAAUCCCACAUCUGGGCAUCUGGAGUAUCAACGGGCAAAGAUCAUGUAAUGAACAACUGUAUGUAAAGAGAUAUUCCACAUACACUGUGUCAGCAGGGCAUCCAUUUAAUCUGGAGUGCCCUGUGAAAUACUGUACUAAGAGGCCUAUUGUGACCUGGUGCAAGCUCAAAGGAAAAAACUGUUUACCUCUUGCAUAUAAACUUCUGGGAUACACAACUUGGAAAGAAGGGGAGAAUAUUUCAGUUUUUAGUCUUCAUUUUAAUCACGCGCUGGCUAGUGAUUCUGGUUCAUACCGCUGUUCUGCGAAUUUUACAUCUGGAGUUAUUGAAAGCCAUUCAGUAACCAUUAAUGUGACAGAACAGACUCAAAAUAAUUCAGAAUACCCUCUAAUAACAUUGACUCACAUUUCAGAUACAACUGGUGCCUCAGGACCACCCUCUCAGGAAGUGACGGCGGACAAACGAUGGAUGCUUUAUAGUUUGCUUCCUUUGGGGGCAUUGCCUCUGCUCAUUACCUGUUUGUGCCUGUUCUUCUGCCUUAGAAGGCACCAAGAAAAAAAGGAGCCUUCUGACACAGCAGGAAGGGAAAUUAACCUGGUUGAUAUUCCCCAGCCCUUUCGGAGUGAGGAAACUGAAGUGGGAACCGGGCAAAAUCCCCAAACACUGCUAUCAGAAACUGGUACUUAUGAUAAUGACCCCUGGUUCAGGGUCCAGGAAGAGUCUGAAAUUUAUUCUAACCCAUGUCUGGAGGAAAACAAGCAGGGCAUUGUUUACGCUUCUUUGAACCAUUCUGUCAUUGGAAUAAACCCAAGACAAUCAAGGAAUGUGAAAGAAACACCUACAGAAUAUGCGGCCAUAUGUGUGAGGAGUUAAAUUCGAUCUUGAUCUCCAACUGGUGAUCACUGAAAGAUAUGCAUGUCAACACCAUUACCAAGCCCAACAAAAGGUUAAAUAACAUUCCUUGACCUGAGAAGCUUCACUUUAAGGAGGUUCAUGUUGGUGCUCGGGUCUUAAGGGUUCAUAGGACAAAUGACUAAAAUUUCUCCCCCCAAAUUCUGAGGGAACUUUUUAUAUGACCCCCUUGAACAACAACACAAAAACCUUUCCCUCCAAGACUAAGUGAUAGUAUGAGUAGCAGAGUGGCAGAAUAUUUAAACGUAGCUACAUUUUACCCAAUGUACAAAGCUAAUAUAUUUUUUGGAGGAUAAGAGACACAUGUAAGUAAGAGAGGUUUGUGUUAUCUGGAUCAGUUCACUACACUCUCUUGACAAAGAAAGGAUGUCCCAAUUUGACUAACUAACCAUCAACACAGUCAUGAUAAUAUGUUUAUUUCUGGUCAUUCUUCUAUGAUGAGAAAUAUUCCUCUGUCCCUCUAAUACUGUUUUUUUUUUAAUGUAAAGAAGUAACUUUAGACUUGAUAUAAGAAAAGAAUGGAAAGCAUAAAUGGUUCAGUAAAGAUGUGGGCUACACCGACUACCGUAGAGCAGAUGCUCCCCAUACCUGACACGCAAAUGGUUUUACACUGUUGAGCAAAUAUAGGUAGUAAUGGAGCAAUUAAUGUGUGGUGCAUUUAUAAACAAAGUUGUGACUCCGUGGUUAGGUCACAUGGACUAAUGUAUAUGAAUGUGAUAUAAUGCUGCUGAAUUAAUAUACUCGUGGUUGUUUAAAUAAACAUAAAAAUAAGCAUCAUUGAGCAAA
Messenger RNA from Herpailurus yagouaroundi (jaguarundi), 2199 nucleotides. RefSeq names its product B and T lymphocyte associated (gene BTLA). The coding region runs from base 448 to 1374 and encodes 308 amino acids. Gene Ontology annotation, cellular component: plasma membrane. The transcript is spliced from 6 exons. Lineage: Eukaryota; Metazoa; Chordata; Mammalia; Carnivora; Felidae. Gene Ontology annotation, molecular function: signaling receptor activity. Gene Ontology annotation, biological process: immune response-regulating cell surface receptor signaling pathway. The record is from RefSeq and is a predicted model, not a curated record.